AGUCAUUCCUUUAUUUCUUUUACAUCAUUUCUCUUCUCUACAAUUUCUUCUCUGCAAUUUAUUUUCUUUCUACAACAAGGAUAAUGAGAGCGAUACAUCUGAAGUGAAGUUGGUAGAGAUAGCCGCCGGCUAACUGGUAUGCUAAUGCGUCACAUACCUGCUUUCACGAGAGUUGCACUUUCAGUUUCAAGCGGGAAAUUUGAAAAGCCAAUGUUGGGGUCAAUGCAAGAUUUAUCCACAAUGAUGAAGCACACUUUAGCAAGUGAUUUUAUUGGUUCUCAAGUUCUUAACCUCGUACAAAGUCAGGCCAUGGCCAUAGCUAGUGACCACAUAGCGCGAUCUUCGUUGGAAAGUAUGUCCCAAAAUGCAGGCCAAACGUCCCUUGGAAUCUUAGAGAGGCGGGAGAAUAUGAAUUGUGACAUAUUUGAGGAGGUACGUAUGGACGAGUAUUAUAAAGAUAUUGGUCCCAAGCGCUUCACAUUUUCGGUGCGUUGGCCCUUCACGAUGCGUGGAGCUAAGAUAGAGGAGCUCAAGGAGACGAUGUACACGCACGGUUUAUGGCCCACUCCAAGACUUAUUCUUACAUAUGAACAAUUGAAAAAUGAUCAUGAUAAACUUUUUGACGAGCCUAACUUCAAUAAGAUGUUUGACAAGUACAAAGAAGAGGUAUUAGAAGUUUGGCCUGAUUUGAAGAAUCCAACAUGUCUGAUGGCUGCCAAGAGACUGAUAAUCAAAGGGUGGAAUUGGCACGGCAAGCCUGCCGGCAUAAAAUCCACAAUGUAUCUAUAUUAUGGACUUGCAUUGAGAAAUGCAAUACCAGAUAAUUUUGGUAUUCCUGUUGGAGUGCCCAUGACGCUGAAGGAUGCAUCCAAGUAUGCUAAAAAUGUGAUGAUGGAACUGAAAAUAUUUGGAAAGGAGAUUGGCGCACCUGUGUAUCCUGAGAUAUACACUAGCAUUCGUCAAAGUGGUGCGCCUUUUAUCAUUAAUGAGAUAAGGCCACAUUUCACAAGAGUGUUGGUGAAUGGUAAAGCUGAAUUUAGAGCUAUUGGUGUGGAAGAUAACAAAUAUUACACUGGAGCGGCCAAUCAUGAAAAGUCGAUUGUCAUUUUGCCAACGCGACAGCAGCAUCUAUCCAGUGACUUCAGCUCAGCUCAGCCCACACGUUUCAACUCAUCUCAACCAUCGUGGUUCAGUUCACCUCAGGGGCGCCUUUGAUCAAAUUGUGCAACCACUCUGUGAUGAGUACUUGAAUCGUACUCAUAACGAACGUCAUAUUCCAUUAUUUCGGGUGGAACUCCAGGUGCAGCUGGUUCUACUUCAACAGGCUCCUCUGCAACGGGAUCCUCCUGAGGAUUACUAGUUGAACCUUGGUGGGAUUUAUCUUUUCUCCUACGCCUACCCAUUUGCGAGUAACUAGCUAGUAA
Molecule: messenger RNA, 1424 nt
Organism: Salvia miltiorrhiza (redroot sage)
Lineage: Eukaryota; Viridiplantae; Streptophyta; Magnoliopsida; Lamiales; Lamiaceae
Exons: 8
Coding region: 139-1215 (358 amino acids)
Source: RefSeq, a predicted model, not a curated record